AUGACGCACAGGUCCGGUCGACCCGCCCCCCCCGAGGGGUUGUCGAUGCCGAGAGGAGACGAGAGGGUGAUCGGCGCCGGCGGCGGCGGCGGCGGCGGCACCGGGACCUCCACAUCCCCCACACGUCUGACGUGAGGCUUGCGAGGGCCGCCCGCAGAGGCGUAGCGCCGGUUCACCGCGGGAGAAAGCGGAGGUUGACUUGUGCAGUGAAACAGAGCAGAAUGGCUGAGCAACUUCAUAGCAUCAACCUCCAGAAUUUCAGCAGGUCCCUUCUGGAGACGCUGAACUCGCAGCGCCUGGGUGGUCAUUUCUGCGAUGUAACCGUACGUAUCCAUAACACAGCUCUCCGAGCCCACCGCUGUGUCUUGGCUGCAGCUAGCCCCUUUUUCCACGAUAAACUCUUGUUGGGCUACAGCGAGAUUGAGGUCCCACCUCUGGUCUCAGCCCAGACUCUGCGACGACUAGUGGAUUUUAUGUAUAGUGGCUCACUGAUGGUCUCUCAUGUGGAGGCUUUGCAGAUCCUCACGGCAGCGAGUGUCCUUCAGAUUAAAACCAUAAUCGACGAGUGCACACGGAUCAUUUCACAAAAUGCCCAACAAAAGGCUCAGGGGGACCAGCAAAAGAUGGACCUCUCCGAUGAGAAGGAAGCAGUUCUUUGCCAGAACACUGGUGACCAGAUCCACAAGUUUCCCAUGGGUUUUAUUGAAACAGCAUUGUCACCCCACACUGCUGAGAGAGAGUUUGACUUUGUACAGGGAGGCUCAAAGAACACAGCCACAGGUGAUGGUGGGUACAAGACAGAAGAAAUGGUCCCCAUUCUGUGCAGGCAACAAACAUUAGCACGUCAGAAGGGAGUUGGAGAGCAGGGCAUAACCGACCAGGAGAACCUGACUCUAAUGGAGACUGGCCGCAAUAAUGAGGUGCGUGGAAUCUGGUACAAUACUGCAGCCAACCAGCGGCCCGAGAUGGGGCUUUUGUCACAGGGCAGUCACAGCCGCAAGCAGCGGCAGCCAAUCAGACUUCAAAUGGCUGACGGAAGUCAAGUGACCAUCAAAGAAGAAGACGAUGAUCUCCUUUACUGUGGGGAGAGCAUCGCUGUCCGAACCGUCUCCAACCAAAUCGCACAGCAAGGCAACCAAGAUGAACAGACCGAGGAAAUCACUGAGGCGAAUGCGUUUAACCCCAACCAGAGUGCAAUGGAGGACCGACGAGACUCUGCCGGUCAUCUGAGUUUGGGCAGCAAAGGAGAUGAGAUGGAAUUUUUCAAUGCCAGUGAUCUCUUACCAGAAGAACUGAAGUCCUUUUGGCAGGGGGAGAAGGAGGAGAAGGACACUGCCGUACAGCAAAAUCGCAAAGCGGACUGCAAGUCGCAGCUUGAUGCUUCUUUUCCGCGGCCUUCAACAUUCAUGCAAGACUUUCUCCCAGGAUCGACCAUGCAAUCCAACCUACGUAACCAGGGCUGUUCUGCACAAUAUGAUGUUGAAGAAGACCCCACUGGAGCCGGCGCAACUACUCACCGCAGCCUUUACCAAAUGGGCCUUCCUCAGUCUCAUCAUCUCCCACCAUUGGCCUCCACCUCUCAGACGUGUGUGUCCAGCAUUCCGGCACAGCCCUCGUGCCAGAAUGCCCCGGUAUUCCCAGAUGGAAGCCAGGCAGUUCCAGCGAAUCCCGGUGAUGCCGAAAGGAAACCCUACGGAUGCACGCAGUGUGGGAAAACCUUCAGCUCCAGACAGAACUAUGCCAAGCACAUGUUUGUCCACACCGGUGAGAAGCCUCAUCAGUGCAGCGUGUGCUGGCGUUCGUUCUCGCUCAGGGACUACUUGAUAAAGCACAUGGUGACGCACACAGGCGUGCGAGCGUACCAGUGUCCUGUGUGCAAUAAACGCUUUACCCAAAAGAGCUCCCUUAACGUGCACAUGCGGCUCCACCGUGGCGAGAAGGCCUUCGAGUGCCACGUGUGUAACAAGCGUUUCUCGCACAAGACUCUGCUGGAGAGGCACAUGGCCACACACGUAGUAUAAACUGCCGGUGCACUGAGCCCGAGCCGUACAAGCCCCACACCAGUUCUGCCUGGGGAAGAUCGACGUACUCUGCAAACCCAAGCCCCCCACGCACCAACGAGUGUUUAGCCAGGAAUAUGAACCAGCUUUUGAGUGAACACAAUGUGCGGUAGAGGUAGCCACCAUAAAGGUGGGAACAGCUUAACCUUCCUCCGUUUUCCAUGCCCCACCGCUGAACUUCCUCCAAACCCUGCAAGUAGUUGUCAAACUCGGCUCGGAGUGGCUGCAUCAGCCUGGAUCACACUCUGGCACCACAGAGCAGGAAAGACCCGGCUCCUGGGUCUCUGUUCAGGUAACUAAUCUGAGCCACCGUCCACAUCCACCGGUCAGAAAGAGGAACAUCCAGCAGCGUGCACUAGCCAUUAGUAGAUGUUCUGAUUAGAUUGCCUUGGCCGUGAUGGCCCAGAACAGUUAAUAGAAAUAGUCACUUCUUCUUUCGUGUGGCGUGCACAGCCUAAAGUUGUUGGACAACUUGUUCUAUUUGAUCUUCCGUUUGUGCACGUCGAGUUGAUUGCAUUAGUCGAAACAGGGCGGACCACGUGAAGGUUGCAAUUUUCCACCCCAGAAAUAGUCACUAAAAAAGGCUAUUCAACCCAUCAUCUCCUAUACAGAGGGAUAAAGGGCUACCCAGCCGAUUCGUGUAUCACAGAACAUUGCCCCGGAGUUCUGUAUUAUUACAAUACAAAAGCAUAUUGCCUUUAUAUAGUGCCUUCAUUGGAGCAAAAUAUCCUAGGGUGUCUCACAGGAGUGUUUUUAAACAAAAACUGAUACCUUAGCCACAUACGCAAAUUUUGCUACAAAUGACCAAAGGCUUGGUCAACAAAGCAUCGUAAAGGAGGAGAGAGAAGCCAAAAAAUGAUUUAAGUCAAGUCAAGUUUAUUUGUCACAUACACAUACGAGAUGUGCAUAUUCCAGAGCUUAAGGCCUUGGCAGCUGAAGUCAUAGUUACUGGAAGAGGAGCAAUUAAAUAUAGGGAUGAUCAGAGGGACAGGACUGGCGGAGCAGAGAAAUCUCUUGAGGGAAUGGGAUUUAAAAGGAAUGAAAACCGUGGGAUUUUUAAACCAGAAGUUAAUUUUAAAUGAGACGUUGCUUAACUGGGACCCAACGUGGGUCAGCAAGCAUAGAGAUGAGUGUGAAUUGAGCCGGUGUGAGUUAGGGCCCAGUUUUACAUGGAAGGCCAGCCAGGAGAAUCAAGUGACACGUCUGGAACUUCCACAGCUGAGACUGACAGUGUCCGAAUGCUCAGCCAACUGCUAUUUAUUACUCCAGCAUUUUGUGUCUAUCUUUGCUAUUUAAAUGCAGUGAAUUCACUACCAUCUGCAAUUAUUUUUAAUCCUUUAGCCUAUUCCUGUAUUUUCUAUUCCCCUUCUUACCACUCUGUUAAAGGGUGUGGGUUCUCAUUAUCCAACAUAUUUUGGUCUUUCGCUGUUUUAUUUCCGUCAAUUCUCCAUUUGGCCUCCCCUUUUCCAAAGUGAACUAACCCAAUUUAGUCGCACUUGCCUCAUAAUCAUAAUUUUUUCAGCUCUUAUAAUAUCCUCAUAAUAUCCUCUCCAGCCUCUCGUUCUUUUGUGUGGUGACAAUAUCUGUACAAAUACCCCAUGCUGUGACCUAAACAUAGACCUUUCUGGCUCUUAUAUUCUUUGGCUCAGCCAAUAAAGGAAAAGAUUCUGGAUUCCAGACACAAUAGUGGAUGAGUUGAACAACCCAUGUUUUUUCUCUGUCCACCUUGUGUGAAGAAUCCCAAUUGGAUAAUAUAUCCAAGGUCGUGUGGGGGUAAACUAACUAGCAUGGUAUCUUCGGCAUAUCAUGCAUUGAAAUGAUUAGUCGCAACCCCUUUGAAAAUAAUCUAAUUAAUGAUAUUGUUUAAAUUUGAUACACUCUCAUUGAUCCGUUUUUCAUCAGCCGACUAAUCAUAUGUUUUGUUAAAGAUGCAAAAGGGACUCACAGUCUGCAAUUUCCUGCCUCCUCCAGGCUUGAUUUUAUUAUUCAGCUGAUAAUUGGACAACCAGCUGCUUUAGCUAUGCAGUUCCUAAUAUUUUUAACUACUGUCUGAAGUAUUUCAGAAUUAUUUCAAAAUUAAUAAAAUGUGCUUGGAUAUAAUUGCUGUAUGCAUGAAAUCCAGGCUGGUAGCUUGACAUGUCUCCAUCCACACACAUGUCAUAUGGUUUGAUAAUUACUUGUCUUGUCUGUGCCUGAUGGUAGUACCACAGUGGUUACACUGUGUCAGGAUACCUUCCCUCCCCAAACUCCAUCACCCACCACUGUUCCAGAUGAUCUUCCAGUGUAAGUGGAGCUUCAUUCAAUGAUAUGCCCUCCUUAUUCUGCCUUCAUCCUCAGAUAAUCCUAGUCCCCUAUCAUGAUAAUUGAAUGUUGAAGCCAGGGCAGCCCAAAGGGAUUCUCUGUCCUUUCCCCCAGGAUCAGCCAUUGUGUCGGCUGAGACUGGCCGUAUUUCCUACCUGGGGCCACAGGAAGAUGCAGACAUUGUAUAUUGGGACCUGCAUUGCUAUGAAGCUGGUUUGAGAAAGCCAAGAAUUUUCUUUAUAUUUUAUUUAUAGAUCAUGAAUAUAUAUUUAUCACAGCUUCUUUGUAGCUUCAGACAAACCGGCAAUAUUGAUCAGACAAGGGUUUCCAGGAGUUUGUAGGCUGCGAUAGAUUAGCUGACCUUGUGCAGACUGAUAUUGCUCAUUUUGGCAUCCUGAUUGCAAUGAAAGUCAAACAGUGUUCUGCUGCAGAUUAAUUAUCAGGGACCCAGUCUAAAAGCAAUGUGAUGGCAAGCUAGGAUCACCUCUAUUCCCAUCCUAUUACAAUUAAGCAGCUUGUCACGGUUCAAACACAUGAGUGUGCUAUCUACAAAGCUGAAUGUCAUAAAUUGACCUUGUGGCAAGAAUUAGGACAAUUUCAUCCCAUUGUAGAGAAUUUAAAAUUGUACCUACUUGGUUUUCAGUGGGGGGGGAAAGAAAUCUUUGCCUAUGUUUGUUGCAUAGUAUGCUGUAGUUAUCUUUAAAUUAUAGUUGGAUCCAGCUACUGGAGCAAGCCACAACAUUGCAAGCUACCACCCUGGUUUCCAGCUUCCCUCCAGUAGAAACAGAGUGUCUGUGAGAUUGCUGGUGAGAUAUGGAGCCCAGCAAGAUUUAGCAAAACACAAAAUGUUGGAGUAACUCGACAAGUCAGGCAGCAUUUGUGGAGGGAGUGAAUAGUGAUGUUUCGGAUCGGGACAUUGAUUGUAGUAAGGGGGAGAGAGAGGUGGGGAGGGGGGGGGGGCAAGUCAAGUUAUAUGUGGAUACAGGUGAGGGGGUGUUAUUUAAUGUAUAACUGACUUUCCUUUUACUGCUUUAGCUAGUGAUGAUCUUGAUCUAUGGGACUACAUGCCUUUUUGCCAGAUUUGGCAUACCGUGUAGGAUGGCUGGCCAGAACCCUGUGUAGAGCUUGAUGUCUGAUCUAGCAUCAUGUGACGAUCCUGGAACAGUGGCUGCCCUCUGUGGAGUCACUGCUGAUCCCUGUCAAGUGCUAACUGUUGAUUAAAAAAUGAUUAGUUCAAUAGUGGGGUGGAACAAUUGCCCAUGUGCUCUGGAAGCCAAAUUCUAUUAAGAGAUGAAUACUCUGUGUAGGACUCUUUAGGAUCAGGCAGUGCUGUGAAAUUAAAAAAUACCCUGCCUGUUUCUAAUCACUUGUCAAAAGGAUCCAAAAUACUGUCAAGAACACUGCUAUCAUGUUUCAUAUUUUUAGCUACACAAGCCUGUAUACUUGGAGCACAUCUUAUCGCCAAGCAAUGUAUUGCUGCAGGAGUUCUCGAGAGGAAAUCCUCCAGAGAUCUGUUUAAUAGCUUCACUACUAAUGCUGCCUUGCCCUAUUUGUUAGCAGUCUGUGCAUCAUUUUGUUGGUCCGUCUGAGAUUCUCGGAUCCUGAAUCCAGAAUGUGAUCCCGCCACAGAUAUUGUACCAACUUCCUCCUCUGUCUCAAUUGGUGAAUGCGCCUCUAGCUUUAGAAAUAAUCCAAUGCCAGGGUUUAUUGAUGUUCAUUGUUGGGAUAUCUACUCUGAAUCUCCAUCCAUUGAUCAAUAUGCUGGUGUCAGUAAGGCUGGGGUUGGGUAAGGAGUGAGCACAGCCCUCGUGGGCUAUUCAUUCACAAACUGGAAAAGAAAGUAAUAUUCUUUCCCAGUCCACCUGCUCAGAACUGAGCAAACCUGCCUCUUGACGAGGCGGUUUUGGAUUGAGCUUGAUUCUAAACUCAGACGAGAAUUAAUUGAGGGUUACUGGACUGCCCCAGCUACAUUUUCUCCCUUGUGUCAUAACUGAACCUGAUGCUAGCCUUCUAAUUAAACCAGUGGUGAAUUAAGGAGUGGAUGCAAUGAACUUUAACUUGGAAAGCAUCCUCUGCCAUUGAUUGUUAAUGAGAACUGCAACUCCCAAUCUGAGAUUGCAAGUCAAGUGUAGAUCCUGGGAUCUUACUCAGGCUUUGGAAUGCUUCCAAACAAAGCUAGGUUGGGAAAGGGAGAAUCCCAAGCAAGGAUGAGACUCCAAUAAGGAGACCAGGUAGGAGGAGAAAGUGAGAAAGACUGCGGGGAUAGGGUGAGGGUGUAUUUGGGGUAGUUUUUGGCAGCUGUCAGUGAUGGAACUGCCAUAAGAGUAUGGGUUGACGGAGGUGAGAUGGUCCAGAGAUUCCUGAUCCACAUCACUGCCCCAGGAAUUCCCAUUCCCAAUCACUGCCCUGGAAGUUCAGCUCAUGAUCACUGCCUGGGGAUCCCUAAUCCUGUUCACUGCCCAGGGUUACCAGCUCCUGAUUACAGUACCCAGUCACUCUCUGGCACGGAUUCCUGAUUAAAAAUUAUAUGUGAGCAUGUCAGUGUUCAGCUUUUAAAUUUAAAACAGUAACAUUUGCCGAGAUAAACAUCUGUAUUUAAAAGGGACAGAGGGUACUGCCUCCGGGGAGAAUCAACAAUUCAGGGAGGCUCUGUACCUUUAGUUACUGUACCACAGAGAGUUGGCACCUUCAAAAACUGUACCCCCAGGAGAGACAAAAACUAUCCCUGAGUGAACACCAUUGGGACUGUACCCCAGAGAGUCAGGAACUGCACCUCAAGACUGUACCCCAAAGAGGAAUGUCCACAUAUUUGGGGGGGGGGGGGGGGGAAAUACAAGUAUCCAGCUGAACAAAUGUUUUCAUCGAGAGAUGAAAAAUUCACUUGUGGAGACUGUGACAGAGAAUUAGUUUAUAUAAGCAUUGGCUUGUGAAGCAGUUAUAGAGUGUGUGUGUGUGUGUGCGUGCGUGUGUGUUGAUGAUUUAAGUGCCUCAGUGCAAGGAAUCCACUUGUGACAGCAUGUGUGUAAUAUUAUUGUGGAACAAAUGAUUUUUUAGAGAACAUUUUUACAUAGGUUUGGAUGUUUAUAACUCGCAAAGAGGAUUUUAAAAUAUUUAAUGACGUGAUCAAUUUUCUUUCUCAGAGUAAUAUGCAGCUGGCUCAUUGUCAUUUGCUUCUGCCUAUGGACUAUUGGUAGUAAUGAGUGUGUGGAUUUUUUAAUGUGCAAUAGCUUGUGGGGUGAAGCUGCCCAUGUUAGGGAUGGUCUUCAGUGCCUCUGGCUGGCUGGCCAGACAUCUAUCUUUUAAGUAAAUUGCAACACUUGCUGGUGGUGUCAGUCUGCGAGUGGUGUAUUGAUCAUGAUGCCCAUUCCUGACUAGAUAGGUGUGGAAUAGGAGCUUGAGGUUACGUUUUGCUUUGCUGCUGCUGAACUUCAUCAAACAGCCCCAAGCCCUGGGAAGGCCACCACAUCAAGCACUGAAGGAAGUGGGGAAAUUAAAGUUUGACUGCGAAAUACAACCUUAUAAAAUCUGACACAUCCCACAGGAGUUGUUGGAGAACCUACAUGAAUCUGACUGUCCGUGCAAGAUGAGGAAUGUGGUGAUCCUGAUCGGAUUAUUUAUCUUUUUACAUGGAGUGCAAGAGCUAGAAUUUGAAUGGAGUUAUUGUACAUACAAGCAUAUUCUGCAAUGUUGUGUGUAAUAAGUUUCCAUUCCACAAAUGACCUGAACCCAUGCAGUACAAGGUACAUGAAUGGAAUGUUCUCCUGGUCAAGUGCACAACCCUUAAAUCAUUCUUAAGAAAAUAUUUAAAGAUAGAUGUUUGUUCCUGUCCAUGAUUUUCAACGUGGUAGGAUGUGAUGUCUUAACACCAGGUUUAUUUUGUGUAUCCAUACACAUUAAUUUGGUUUAUAUCAUUUUCACGUACCGAGAUACAGUGUAAAACAUUGUUUUGUAUGCUAGCCAAGUAAAACAUCUAUACAUGAAUACAAAUAACCAUGAGAAAUGUAGUGCUACAGAUACAAAGUGCAACAAAAGAAGGGAUUUAAGGGCUGUAAAAAGAUAGAUCGAGGGAUUGGGAACACAUCCUUAGUUAAUGAGAGGUGCUUUCAAGACUCUGAUAAUAGCAGGGAAGAAGCUGUUCUUGAAACUGGUGGGACGUGCUUUCAGGCUUUUGUAUCGUCUGCUCAAAGGGAGAAGAGGGAAUGAUUGGAGAGUGAGCAGUAUGUGAUUGUGUUGGCUGCAUUCCCGAGACAUUGUGAAGUGUUAAUAGUCAUUGGGGUGAGGCUGGUUUGCGUGAUGCACUAAGUUUGUCCACAACUCUGCAAUUUCAUGUCUUGGGCAGACCAGUUGCCAACCCAAGCUGUGAUGCAUACCGAUAGGAUGCUUUCUAUGUGCAUCUAUAGAAUAUUGAUGUGUCAAGUGAGAAAUGCUGAAUUUCCUUAGUCAUCUGAGCAUACUUUUCUUAAUCUUCAGGACUCUCUGAUCAAUGCCCUCGUUUGAAUCUUACAGGUGUAACGAGAUUCUUUUCUCAGUUCAACUGUUUGCUUCAAUUUGGCCAGAGUCCACAUGUUGCAUACUUAAUCCUUUCUUCUUUAUUGAAAUAACUGAAGACUGAUGUAACUGAAAACACUACCAAAUCUUUUAACUAUUUGCUCCAUUGCUGAACUUGAAUUAACCAGUAAUAUCAAUGUCACUUUAACAGAAAGUCAAGGCGCUCUUGACAUGAGCAUUUUCAUGUAUGUGUAGCUGUUUUCUUAAACAAAAUAAAGCAAAGAAUAAAAUGUGCAGUUAAAAUGUUGUAAACGCAGACAUGUUGAAUGGAUUCACAAUGUGUGAUAUAACAAAGGACCUGGAGUUAUUCAGGAAGAAAUGAUUAAGUGAGAGAUGAAUUUUAAUGUUUACAGUAGCUUUGUAUUUGAUCUUGCACUAAAGCCCGACUCAAAAUCCAA
This is a messenger RNA of Amblyraja radiata (thorny skate), 9307 nucleotides long. Its product is annotated as zinc finger and BTB domain-containing protein 20-like. The transcript has 3 exons. Gene Ontology annotation, molecular function: DNA-binding transcription factor activity, RNA polymerase II-specific; RNA polymerase II cis-regulatory region sequence-specific DNA binding; protein binding. Gene Ontology annotation, biological process: regulation of transcription by RNA polymerase II. The record is from RefSeq and is a predicted model, not a curated record. Lineage: Eukaryota; Metazoa; Chordata; Chondrichthyes; Rajiformes; Rajidae. The coding region runs from base 222 to 2021 and encodes 599 amino acids.